AUGUUGAAGCAGGAUAAUGACAGCUCCAAGAACAACAGCGCCACGGAAGCGGGUGGUCACCUCCAAGCCCAGAUCAGGAAGAUCAAAUGCGACGAGGGCCGACCGAAUUGUCAUAAGUGUGCCUCCACAGGCCGCACAUGUGAUGGCUACGAGCUUCCGCCCGAAAAUGGAACGUCGACGAGUUCAAGGCGCCGCUUGCUCCCUUCUCCGGAUGGCUCUUCGCCUUCAACCUCCGGCUCGUCCCCAAGUCCAGUUUCGGUACUUCGCCCGAAGGAGACGUCGCCAGACUUCUCCAUGACCGAGCACGAACGAAACUGCAUGAGCUACUGGAGGACCUUCGGUGCUAGAGCCGUCUAUCGAGCAACGCCAGUCCGAGAAUGGGUCCAGCUUGCCCUGCAGUUCUCCACCAUCGAGCCCGCUGUGAUGCUGGCGAUCACAGCCUGUGCCACUGUCCAGAAAAGUGUCGCCAUCUCCAUGCACAAGGCAAUGGAGCCGCCCACAGCCAGCACCAGGAACGUAGAUCUUGCCAUGGUGCAGUUCGGAAAGGCGACAUCCGCCUUGAGACGGUACAUCCACAAAGCCGUAAACGGCAAUGCAUGCCUUGAGCCGGUCUUGCUUUGCGCUAUUCUCUUCCUGCUGUUUGAGAUCGGACGCGCAAAGUUCCAAAAUGCCCUGGCCCAUCUUAAUUUCGCACGCAAGAUUGUUCCGCUUCAGAGACUGAGUGCAUUCUCUGGCGACGCUAUAGAGGAAUUUUCUCACCUUUUCUCUGCGAUCGAAAGCAGCGCCAGCGUCACAGGGACACCAAUGGGCCUGGAUCAGGACAGUCAUUUCCAUUCGAGAAGGACACUCGAUCCCACGAUUCCAGCUGCCUUCGAGUCGCUGAGCGAAGCCAAGGAGCACCUGAACAUCCUUCUCGAAGCCAGUGAAGAGGCGCGUAAUGAGUUGGUCCAGCUCGCCGACGAACUCAUCACUUCAGAGGACAGGAGUCGCCUUCACCCGGCCACGGCCUUUAUGAUCAAACACUGCCUGAGCCGGACUAUCGUCCCUGAUUGUGCCUUGCAAGCUCGUAUACAGGGUCUCGAAGGCGGGUUCAAGCGCUGGAUGCUGGCUUUCGACUUCCUCACGGACUCUACCUUGCAGCACUCCGAUCCAGAGACAUACAUUUUCGGGGCAACUCUUCGUCUUCAAUAUCUAGUCGCUUUCGAUACCCUUCAACAUUGCUGUUCUCCAUGUGAGGCAGACUGGGACACGCCUGGCUCCGACUCGACCUUCGCAACUACUCUCGAUGUCAUCGAGCGCUUCCUUGCCUUGACAGCAACGAGCAUGCCAAAAGGCGUGUCCGGACCGGUCCCGCCGUACGCUCCCGGAGACAUGCGGCAUGCUUCGUUCGGCUUGGAACCAACCGCCCUUCCAGCACUCGCACACAUCGCGUUCAAAUGCCGAAACACGAGCAUUCGCCGCCGGGCAUUGAGAAUGCUCCUGACCGCUCGCCGCAGGGAGGGUCUGGGACAUAGCGAAAGCGCGGCGUGGUUCAUCUCGGUCAUUGUGGACGCAGAGGAACAAAGUGCGCGACACCACCUGCAACAGCGUGGUGUGGUGCCCGGAAAAACGUUAAUGUCGGAACAGGUUCCAGAAGCUGCACGAAUUAUGUUCAUGGUGGCCUGUGGCGAAACCGAAGAGACCACCAGGGUCAUCUGUGCCAGGUUUCGACAUGAAGACGACGGAAAGCUGGAGCUGAGACAGUGGAUUGGCCAGAAAGAACCAAUCGUAUUCGAAGAGAUCGACACGCUGGUAAUGCAGUAUCAUUGUUGA
Molecule: messenger RNA, 1812 nt
Organism: Saxophila tyrrhenica
Lineage: Eukaryota; Fungi; Ascomycota; Dothideomycetes; Mycosphaerellales; Extremaceae
Exons: 2
Coding region: 1-1812 (603 amino acids)
Biological process (GO): regulation of DNA-templated transcription
Molecular function (GO): DNA-binding transcription factor activity, RNA polymerase II-specific; zinc ion binding
Source: RefSeq, a predicted model, not a curated record